Molecule: messenger RNA, 564 nt
Organism: Daldinia childiae
Lineage: Eukaryota; Fungi; Ascomycota; Sordariomycetes; Xylariales; Hypoxylaceae
Product: putative glutathione-dependent formaldehyde-activating enzyme
Exons: 1
Coding region: 1-564 (187 amino acids)
Biological process (GO): formaldehyde catabolic process
Molecular function (GO): zinc ion binding; S-(hydroxymethyl)glutathione synthase activity
Source: RefSeq, a predicted model, not a curated record
AUGGUUUCCCUACACCCCCUCCUCGACAACGGCAUCACCAAAGGCGACCCCAACUUCUCCGGCGGCACUCUCUACUGCAAAUGCGCCACGGACCCCGUCGCCGUAACCCUAAGCUCCAACAUCGCCCACAACCACGCCUGCGGCUGCUCCAAGUGCUGGAAGCCCGCCGGCGCACUCUUCAGUAUCGUCGGCGUCGUGCCGCGGGACAACCUGUCAGUCACGGCCAACGAGUCCAAGCUCAGCAUCGUGGACCCCAAGGCCGCGAUCCAGCGCCACGCCUGCACUAGCUGCGGCACCCACCUGUACGGCCGCAUCGAGAUCGAUCACGCCUUCAAGGGCCUCGACUUCGUCCACGCUGAGCUCAGCCCCCAGAAGGGCUGGCAAGAGCCCCAGUUCGCCGCUUUCGUGUCCAGCAUCAUCGAGCAGGGCUUCGACCCGGCCAACAUAGCCGAGGUUAGGGAUAAGCUGCAUCAGGUUGGGCUCGAGACGUAUGAUUGUCUUUCGCCGGUGCUGAUGGACCUUAUUGCCGCAUAUACUGCUAAGAAGACCGGUGCCCUGAAAUGA